CUCUCCAAGCUUCCUCCUGACCUGGCCCGUCGUAUACAUGACCUACAGGCAGCGUCUGAGGCUGCAUCUGUUGCCAUGGGUUCCUCGGCCUCCACUACAACCUUUCCAUCUGUCACCACCGGCAGCCUGACUUCAACAAGCAGUUUUCCAUCGAACAUGCUUGGUUUCCGCAAAAUGAUUUCUUCUCCAAUCAAUUCUGUUUCUUCCUCUACUACCAUCCCUUCUGCUUCUGUCCCUAGCAAAAUCCGUGACUUCGUUGGCCCUGCAAACUCAAGCAGCAAUAAUCUAUCCUCUAAAUUCGUUGACACAAACUUAUCUAUAUGUGGCCCUCGUACAGCGGCAACAUUUAAUCUUCAGACUCAGCAUCCACCUUCAGCUGUACGGCCAAGUUGCCCCAUCCCGCUUGGUCAUCUUCACCCAGUGAUCAGCACUUCUACGUUUGGCUCACCAACGAGCAGUUCCGCCUGUAUAUUGCGUAACCACUCUGAUUCUAUCACCACUAAUUUGAUUACUUCGUCGGUCCUACCGUGCUACCGGUCUAACAUUGUAUCAAACGAGUUGGCAACAUCAGUAAGAACUCCCCCAUGCACUCCUGGCUGUAUCGCUGGGACUGAAAUACAAGACGCCUGGCGAGGUGACCUUUUGGCGGGCGACCUCCAAUCAAAUAUUAAAAACAAUUCAGCCUACGAAGCUAAUUUACCUGCGCCGCCUCCCGCUCCGCCUUCUUCUGGUGUGCAGUCCGUUCUUGAAAGCCGAACCUCCCUUCCCAACGCUAUCUCCCUCGCUCGUCUUUUUCCAAAUUCGGGACCUGAGUGCUUACAAUACGUUGAGUUUAACUGUGAAUCACAUGUCCCUGGAAAAUCUGACGACGUUUUUUCAGCAUCUGCAAAACUUGACCUUAUGGAGUCAGUUACUUCGUCCUCGUCGUCUUCCGCUUCUGCUUCAUCAUCGACUUUCGGCCACCGACACUCUACUAAGCCAUUUGUUGAUUCAGUUGAUGCUGAGAGCCUUUCUGAUCUCGUUCAUCAUGAAAAUCCCAACUUAUGUUCCAGCUCGUUUAUAGCACCGACUCGGCAAACUACAGACAAAUUGGCCGGUGAUUUGGUACAUGCUUCGCCAUCGAACAUUACAACAUUGCCAUCUUCCUCAUCUCCAAGUGCCGCUUCAAAUACUCUUAGCUCUAGUUCGACCACCUUCGGAUUCAUGUUUCAAAAUACGCUUGCUACUCGUCAGCUAAGUGAUAAAGCACAAGGCUUGAAGUCAUUCGCUACUCCAUCAUUGUCUUGCCAAAAGUUGAAUAAUAUUGAGCCUGGAUCCGGAUCUCAACACUAG
This is a messenger RNA of Protopolystoma xenopodis, 1332 nucleotides long. The record is from the annotation of a GenBank genome assembly. NCBI's taxonomy places the organism in Eukaryota, Metazoa, Platyhelminthes, Monogenea, Polystomatidea, Polystomatidae.